Molecule: messenger RNA, 2261 nt
Organism: Cannabis sativa
Lineage: Eukaryota; Viridiplantae; Streptophyta; Magnoliopsida; Rosales; Cannabaceae
Product: ethylene-responsive transcription factor CRF2
Exons: 1
Coding region: 959-1996 (345 amino acids)
Biological process (GO): regulation of DNA-templated transcription
Molecular function (GO): DNA binding; DNA-binding transcription factor activity
Source: RefSeq, a predicted model, not a curated record
UAACCGGAGCCGGAAAAACUCAGGUUACUACUAACCGGUGAAAGUCAUGUAUUAUUAAUUAUUAAUUAAAAUAAUAAUAAAUAUUUUUAAUGUUGUAGGAAAUAAUUAAAAUUGGAAUAAUAAAAACAAGAAAAAGUUAAAAUAAUUAAUAUUAAUUAAAAUUGGGAACAUUUAAACCAGGGUUUAGUGAUUACGGCUCUGUUUGGUGGAUCCUAUAAAGUAGCAAAGUUUCUCUAUAGACCACAACAGUUUGCUCUUUUUCUUCUCUGUGUAUUAUCUAUCUUACUUUCUCUUUCUCUUUUUUCCUUUCUUAAAUUUUCCCGGGAAUCUGAGAGAAAAUAUCAGAGACUACUGUAGUAGUGGUUAGUGAAAGAGUGAGUGAAGACAAUUUAUUCCUUCAUUUGCUUUGCUCUUACCUUUCCGGUUAAAGCUAUUCUCCCCCCCACGAACGAACCCAUCUUUCUUUCUUUCCCUUUUUCUUUUUCUCUUCAAACUUUUUUCCCAGAAAAUUUUCCAUUUUCAUCCAUUUCUCUCCUUUUUUGGUUCUCCAACUCUCUCAGUCUCUCUUCUCCCCAAAUCCACGCUCAGUUAUAGUAUAUAUAUAUAUCUCUGCUUUUCCGUACUCUGUGUAGUGUGUGUGGGUCUCUUUUCUCUCUCGUCACGCUUACUCUUCUCUCUCUCUCUUUCCCUUUUUCUGGGUGUGACUUUCCGUGAAAUUUCUCUUCCUUUAAUAAACCCCAAAACCCCAUAAACCACUGGUUUUCAUAGCUUUUAAUCUUUCCUUCUUCUUCUUCUUCUUUAUUUUUUUUUUAAUAUUCUCUUCUCGUGUCAAAUCUCAAAAGGAAUCUCUCUUCUUCGCUUUUCCACCAUUAUUUCAGUCUCACUUCGUUUUCAAAUGCCAUAACAACACAGCUUUGAGAAUCUAAACAAAAAAAAAAUAGAGAGAAGCUUCUCAAACAUGAAUCGAGGAGGUUCAGUAAUCAAGUUCACCGAGCACAAAAACCACACUAAGCUCACUACUCAAGAAAAAUCCAUUACCAAAACAUCGCCGGAAAUGGUCAUCAAGCGACCGAGAAUAGUGCGUGUUUCAGUCACAGACGGUAACGCCACCGAUUCUUCCAGCGACGAAGAGGAAUAUUUCAACAACAACAACAAUCGUCGCCAGAGAGUUAAGAAGUUCGUUAAUGAGAUUACGAUUGAGUCUUGUUCUACUGAUGAAACCAGUGCCGUUUGGAAGAGCAGAUCGUCGAGAAAUUCCAGGAACAAGAGGACGAGGGUUCCGGCGGUGAAUCAACGGAGUAUGAAGGCGGAAACGACGUCGUCUGUGGCGGCGAAAAAGUUUCGCGGUGUGAGACAAAGACCUUGGGGAAAAUGGGCGGCGGAGAUCAGAGAUCCUCUGAGACGUGUACGGCUCUGGUUAGGUACGUACGACACCGCAGAAGAAGCUGCCAUGGUUUACGACAACGCGGCUAUUCAGUUGCGUGGACCCGACGCGCUCACUAACUUCUCUACAGUACCGCCUGUACCGAAAAAUGUUGUUACGGAGAAUAUUAUUAAGCCGGCUGUUAGUUCCGGUUAUUACUCCGGCGAAGAGUCCAACAACAACAACCUCUGUUCUCCAACCUCUGUUCUUCGUUGUCCUUCUCCUUCGAUCGAAGAAGAAGCCGAGUCUUCUUCACCACCCUCGAAAGAAUCGCGAGAUAUCGGAGAAAUGCGAGAAGAUUCAUGUGUAUCGGAGAAUUUCUCGGAGUUUUCGGAGCAUUCAAGUUACGGUUCUUUCAUUCCAGACGAUAUUUUCGAUUUUCAUAGCUCGAUACCCGACUUUUUCGACGAGACGAGUUUACGAGACGGUAUUUUGGGUAAUGAUGAUUUCUCUGGUAUUUUUACCGAGACUUGUUGGGAUUUUGGUUUAUCGUCCAACAAAUCGUACCCGAUGGAUGAUUAUUUUCAAGAUAUCGGCGAUAUUUUCAGCUCAGAUCCUCUCGUUGCUCUAUGAAACAAUGUGAAAUGAAAAAAACAGUCAUUAUCUCUCGAUUUUUGGCAAAAUUUUGUAUCGGCGGGAAUCAAAAUAUCGGCUGUCUUUUUCUUUUUUUUUUUUCGCCUGUAAUUUUUUUUUAUUUUCUUCAAAUUUUGUUUGUAUUAGUUUUUAUUUAUUUUUUAACUAUAAAUAUUAGUGUUAAUUAAUGUAAGAAAAUCUCCGUCACACUAACGGUGAUGGACGAGUUUAAGUUUAAGCUAAAUUGUACGGUCUUUUGUUACUA